Molecule: messenger RNA, 3341 nt
Organism: Vicia villosa (hairy vetch)
Lineage: Eukaryota; Viridiplantae; Streptophyta; Magnoliopsida; Fabales; Fabaceae
Product: pentatricopeptide repeat-containing protein At3g26540-like
Exons: 1
Coding region: 75-2126 (683 amino acids)
Biological process (GO): RNA modification
Molecular function (GO): RNA binding; protein binding
Source: RefSeq, a predicted model, not a curated record
CAGCACCCGAACGAAAACAGCGACACUUUGUAUUGGCGUAAUGUGCCGCUUCUGUACUGAACCAAUCUUCCGUGAUGGUCCAACACCCACGCGUCGCCGCUGCCGUCGCCGUCACCACCACCAAUCAAGUAAUCCGAUCAAUCAUCAACUACCUAAAAGUAGGUCGAAUCCAAAAAGCCGCAUCCAUCCUCUUCGCAUUCCCACUACCCUUCCCUCACUCUCUCUACGCCCACUUCUUCCGUCAUUGUUCCUCCCCAAAAGCCAUCGUUGCAGCUCAUAAGGUUGAGUUCCACUUGGUCGCCACCUCUCCUAACCCACCCACAUUCCUCCGCAACCGCGCCCUCGAAGCCUAUGCUAGAUGCUCCUCUCUUCAUGACGCCAGGGAACUGUUCGACCAAAUGCCUCACAGAGAUGGUGGCUCUUGGAAUGCCUUGAUAACAGCUUAUUCUCGACUGCGUUACCCGCAGGAAGCACUUUCGUUGUUCCUUUCCAUGAAUAGGUCUGAUGUUCGUGCCAAUAAGAUCACCUUUGCCGGUGUUCUUUCCUCGUGUGCUGCUGUUUCAGAGCUUCCUCUCUCCCAACAGGUUCAUGGGCUAGUUGUAAAGUUUGGUUUUUGUGGCAAUGUGAUUAUUGGGAGUGCUCUUGUUGAUGUUUAUGCUAAAUGUGGGGUUAUGGUAUAUGCUCGCAGGAUGUUUUAUGAGAUGCCUCGUCGCAAUGCUGUCACUUGGAAUGUUAUUGUGAGGAGGUAUCUUGAUGUUGGGGAUGCGAAGGAAGCUGUUUUCAUGUUUGCUCGAAUGUUUUCUGCUGGAGUUAAGCCUUUGAAUUUUACAUUCUCUAAUGCUCUUGUUGCUUGUUCGAGUAUGAACGCGCUUGAGGAGGGGAUGCAAAUUCAUGGGGUUGUUGUGAAAUGGGGACUCCGCGAGGACAAUGUUGUUUCGAGCUCUCUGAUCAAUUUGUAUGUCAAGUGUGGUGAAUUGGAGAAUGGUUCUCGGGUUUUUCAUCAGCUUGUUUCGAAAGAUUUGGUGUCGUGGACUUGCAUUGUGUCAGGGUAUGCAAUGAGUGGGAAAACCUGGGAUGCUAGAAGGCUUUUUGAUCAGAUGCCUGAACGAAAUGUGAUCUCGUGGAAUGCUAUGUUGGCUGGAUAUACCCGAUUCUUUAAAUGGUAUGAAGCAUUAGAUUUUGUGGGUUUGAUGCUUGACACUGUUAAGGACUUGGAUCAUGUAACUAUUUGUUUGAUGUUAAAUGUGUCUGCGGGACUUUCGGAUCAUGAAAUGGGGAAACAGCUUCAUGGCUAUGUUUAUCGACAUGGUUUUCACUCAAACCUUAUGGUUGGCAAUGCCCUUCUUGACAUGUAUGGUAAAUGCGGGAACUUGAACAGUGCCAGAGUAUGGUUUAAUCUGAUGAGUAAUUGGCGUGACAUGGUUUCUUGGAAUGCUUUAUUGGCUAGCUACGGUCAUCAUCAUUUAAGCGAACAAGCACUAACAAUGUUUUCAGAGAUGCAAUGGGAAACGAAACCAAGCAAGUAUUCUUUUGGAACCCUUUUGGCAGCAUGUGCAAAUACUUAUGCUCUAUGCCACGGCAAACAAAUUCAUGGAUUCAUCAUUAGACAUGGAUUUCAGAUAGAUACUGUAAUCAGGACUGCUUUGAUUUACAUGUACUGUAAAUGCUACUGUCUUGAGUAUGCUCUUGAAGUUCUGAAAGGUACAGUCUAUAGGGAUGUGGUAAUGUGGAAUACGUUAAUUUUAGGAUGUUGUCACAAUCAUAGGGGAAGAGAUGCACUUGAACUUUUCGGGAUAAUGGAAGCGGAAGGCGUCAAGCCAGACCACGUGACCUUUGAGGGCAUUCUUCUUGCUUGUGUUGAAGAAGGCCUUGUUGAGUUUGGCACCCAUUGCUUCAACUCUAUGAGCAAUGAAUACUGUGUCCUACCUCAGAUGGAGCACUAUGACUGCAUGAUUGAACUCUACAGUCGGUAUGGAUGCAUGGAUGAGCUCGAUAAUUUUAUGAAAACAAUGACAAUAGAGCCUACUCUUCGCAUGUUGGAACGAGCCCUUGAUGCUAGUCAGAAAAAUGAGUCUCCAAGACUGGGCCAAUGGAUUGCUGAAAAAAUUAAUGAAUUUGAACAUUAGUUGCUUUCAACCACAGCAGAAUGCACAAAUCACAGCAGGGAGUUUAUCUUUGUUUUGGCAUAAAAGUCGAAAGUCAGAUUGCAAGUAUAUGCAAUGGAAUACGACGAUCAAGGUCCUAUCUGUAAUGAUGAUAAUCAGAUCAGUAGUACCUUGAUGUGCUGCUACGGAAUGACUAGUGUAUGCAAAAAAUGCAAAUGCAGUAAGCAUGUCAUUUUCCGGUUUAGCCGAAAGAAAAUGAUCAGGAUUUAAGAUGUACUAGGAGGAGGCUUAUUAUCAUGCUGCAACCAUAUGCAAAGAGGAAGGACAGACUACAUUUUAUCUACAAUUUUCCGGUUUAGCCGAAAGAAAAUGAUCAGGAUUUAAGAUGUACUAGGAGGAGGCUUAUUAUCAUGCUGCAACCAUAUGCAAAGAGGAAGGACAGACUACAUUUUAUCUACAAUAUUGGCUUGAUAAUAGCUUUGAGGGAUAAUUAGAGGACUGUGAAUUCAUGAUACAUUUGGGGAAAUUAUAAAGGGAGUAUCCUAUAUGGGAGGAGCCUGAUCCUUGUUUGUAGGAUUUAAGGUGUACUAGGAGGAGUCUAUUUGUCAUGUUGCAGUCAUAUGCUGAGAGGAAGGACAAACUACAUUUUUACUGUAAUAUUUGCAAUUGAUAAUGACUUUGAGGGACAGUUAGAGGACUGGGAAUUCAUGAUGCAUUUGGAGAAAUUUUAUAAGGGAGUAUCCUAUCUGGGAAAGCAUGAUCCUUGUUUGUAGAGUAAGCGCAGUGAAACUUUUUCUGCAAUUUGAUGAAGUUAUAACUGGCUCGGAGCUGCAAGUAUAGAUGGAGAUGGAAAAUUUGUCUUAUAAAGGUUGGAUUCAAUCAAUUCAUUUGUGAAUCCAUCGGUUUUAAUCACUCUUUAGACUCUCAUUAUGUAAACACAUAUGAAGUACAGACGGACCAAAAGAUACCAACACCAGCACAUAAUAUAUUAUAAUGAAAUAAAAUAUUUAAAUUAAGAAUAAAAAUUUAUAUUUGCAGUCAAAGAAGACGAAUGCAUAUCGAAGAAUUUUUUUCCCCUUCUUUUUAUAGUAUGUAGACUCUUUUUUGAGUAUUUGCACAAAAAGUAUUGGUAAAUGGUAACUACUAUAAAUUUAGAGACAAUAUUACAUAUCUAUAUUGAAGUAAGAUUUGUAGAUCAUUAAAAACAAUGUUUUAAAAACAAAACUGGUAAUUAAA